Molecule: messenger RNA, 651 nt
Organism: Protobothrops mucrosquamatus (brown spotted pit viper)
Lineage: Eukaryota; Metazoa; Chordata; Lepidosauria; Squamata; Viperidae
Product: olfactory receptor 50-like
Exons: 2
Coding region: 1-651 (216 amino acids)
Biological process (GO): G protein-coupled receptor signaling pathway
Cellular component (GO): membrane
Molecular function (GO): G protein-coupled receptor activity
Source: RefSeq, a predicted model, not a curated record
AUGGAAAAUCAAACCAUAACUACAGAAUUUAUACUCUUGGGACUUUCGAGUAACCCAGAAAUACAGCUGAUUCUAUUCUUUGUGAUUCUAAUUAUAUACACAAUAACACUAUUAGGAAACCUUUUGAUCAUACUGAUAAUUAGGAUCGAACAUGGCCUUCACACUCCUAUGUUCUUCUUUCUUAGUCAUCUAGCCUUUGUUGACAUUUGUUACUCAACAGUCACUGUCCCAAAGAUGCUGGCAAAUUUUAUUGCAAAUAAAAAAACAAUUUCUUUGAUAGGCUGCAUUGUGCAAAUCUUUUCCUUUAUCCAUUUUGCUUGUGUGGAUUUCUUUCUGCUUUCAGUAAUGGCAUUUGAUCGCUAUGUUGCAAUUUGUAACCCACUGCAUUAUUCAAUAAUUAUGAGAAAACAAAUGUGCAGGCAGUUGGUGGGAGGAUCUUGGCUCAUUGUGGUUUGCAUGUUUUUAUUUUCAGCUUUUUUCAGGUAUCUUACUCCAGGUUCUCAAUCUCCUACAGAUCUGGAGAAAGUGAUCUCUAUCCAAUACACUGUAUUAACGCCCAUGUUGAAUCCAAUCAUUUACAGCCUUAAAAAUAAAGACAUAAAAAAGGUGAUUAGGAAAAAAUGGCAAAACCUGGGUAAAAUGUCAGUGUAG